This is a messenger RNA of Carcharodon carcharias (great white shark), 9748 nucleotides long. Its product is annotated as YLP motif-containing protein 1-like. Gene Ontology annotation, biological process: regulation of telomere maintenance. The transcript is spliced from 22 exons. Gene Ontology annotation, cellular component: nucleus. The record is from RefSeq and is a predicted model, not a curated record. The coding region runs from base 192 to 9350 and encodes 3052 amino acids. Lineage: Eukaryota; Metazoa; Chordata; Chondrichthyes; Lamniformes; Lamnidae.
UCUGGUUCUUCGUGUAAUGGCGCCGGUCAGCGAAGAAUGCAGGAGAGUCUGAAAUAUUGAUUGCUUAUUGUGAAUAUUUCGGCUCUGAUUCGACGGGGCAGCCUGUCAGAAUUUUAAUAAUAUCCGUUAUAUUUCAUCUCCGUCGAGUUAUUUACGUCGGUUGAAAGUGUUUGGAUAAAGAUUAAGACCCGAUGUAUCCGUCAUGGGGUCGGUAUGGUGGGGGAGGGGCACAUCUUCCAUACUAUGGCGGAGCCGCUCAGCCGCCAAUGCCUCCCGGGCCCCGUGUACCGGCCCCAGGUAUGGUGGUUGGCGCCACGCUUAGCCCGACCACCGUACCUCCGCCAGUCCCCAGUGCCGGCUUAGCGUCCAACUUCCAGACGCUAAGACAGCAGCACCUCCAGCAGAUGCAGCAGCUGCAACAAAUGCACCAGCAGCAGUUGCAGUCGGUGCUGCAGCAUCCUGCCCAUCAAAACCUUCCACCACCGUCCAUACCACCCCCACCAUUGCCGCCUCAUCUACAGCAACCUCCACCGCCUCAGAACCUCUGGGACACCAGCAAUACCCAGAGCCAACUAACCCAGACUAACCAACCCACUCAACAACACCCAGAUUUCUCCUCCGUGGCUUUACAGUCAGCGACAGCAAGCACUGUGACGGCAUCUGGUGACAAGAAGUCUAACGAUUUCUCCAAAGCAAUAAAUGGCUCCUAUCAGCAGCAACAGUAUUGGUACCAGCAGCACCUGCAGAACCUACAGAAGCAUGGAAGCAAACAGUAUGGCGGCCAGCAGGAACAGAGCCAGAGUGUAGAAAUGAAUCAGACCAGUGACUCUGUGCAGCAGAAACCAGAUGAGACCAAGCCCUCUUACACUACUCAGCCACCUUUGCCACCAGCUCCACCUUAUGAGGCCCCCAAAACACAACCACCACCUCCACCACCCAAAGAGGAGAUACCCCCACCACCACCGCCUGAAGAAGCAAAGCCUACUAUCCAACCUCCAGAGGAUCCAGAGGAAGCAGAGAGGUUGAAGAUGUUACAGGCAGCAGCUGCUCAAUGGCAGCAACAGCGCAUAGAGUACCAGCAGCAGAACAUGAUGCAACAGCAUAAUCAACUUCAGCAGCUACUGCAACAGUAUCAGCAGUUGAUGCAACAAAUACAACACAUGCAGUCACUGCCUCUUGAUAUGCAGCUGAGACACUUAGAGAUGCAGCAACAACAGUUUAUUCCUCUGUAUCAAGAAUGGCAGCGACAGUUCCAGAUUUGGAAGGCACAGCUCCAAGCCUAUCCCAAUAAGGAUCAGCUCCAACAGUAUGAAACUCAGUGGAAUCAAUGGCAAGAGCAAAUGGUAUCAACAAAUCAUCACUUUCAGGAAAGGAUGGAUGCUCUCAGAAAUGUCCAACAGCAGUACAUGAACAGUCAAUCCCAGAGUUAUUUAGGAACUACGUCAAGCGGACUGAUGUCUCAAGCUCCGCCGAUGCCUCCAGUGCCACCCAUGGGAUUGCCCCCUACACCACCAAUAACUUCUUCUGUAUCUUCAACACAAGGAGCAGCAAGCUCACCUGCAGACGCAGCUUCUUCAGAACCGAAAAGUCCACCUGUCUCCCGGGCGCCUGCUCUGGUGUCUCAGGCUCCACCAUCAUUAUCUCAAGCACCUCCACCAGUGACUCCAACACCUCCGCCAAUGACAAUGAUGCCUCUGCCAAUAACAGUGCCUCCUCCACCAAUGACUCUGCCUCCUCCACUGAUGAAUGUGCCCCCUCCGCCGUUAACCCUGCCCCCUCCACCGGUCUCGCUGGUCCCUCCGCCGGUCUCGCUGGCCCCUCCUCCAGUCUCUCUGGCCCCGCCUCUGGUCUCUCUGGCCCCUCCGCCAGUCUCUCUGGCCCCUCCGCCAGUCUCUCUGGCCCCUCCGCCGGUCUCUCUGGCCCCUCCGCCAGUCUCUCUGGCCCCUCCGCCGGUGACUCAGGCCCCUCCACCAGUGACUCAGGCCCCUCCGCCGGUGACUCAGGCCCCUCCACCAAUCACUCAGGCCCCUCCGCCAGCGACUCAAGCCCCUAUGCCUAUUUCCCAGGGUCCUCUGUCAGCAUACCAGACUGCUAUUCCAGUUUCUCGGAACACUUCACUUAUCACAGAACAGAAGAAACCCUUGAUUCCAGCACCACUUGCUGAAGUAAAGGUGUCUCCUUCAGGUUUAACACCACACAAUGAUCGAUUUGGGAUAAAGUCAUCUGAACCAUCACAAAGUGGACUGCGGUCUGAAGACUUUGGAACUUCAAGGUUUGGUGGAACACAUGGGAGAGGAAUGCAAAGAUUUGAUGGACCAGGAGCAAGGGAAGGUUCUCGUUCACGUUUUGAUUUAAGGGGCCCUAGACUUCAAAGCCACCGAUUUGAAGGACCCCAAAUGAGAUUUGAAGGACAGGCUUCGGGCCAGCGUGAUGAGGGUGAGGCUGCAAGCCAGCAUGCUGAGAAUGAGGCUGCAGUUCAGAGUAGUGGAGGUGAAGUUGUAGGUCAACGUGUUGAGGAUUCAGCUAUGGGUCAGCAAUUUGAGGGUAAAGUCCCUGGUCAUCACCAUGAGGCUGAGGCUUUGAGUCAGGCCCACGGUAAUCGCUUUGAGAAACAGGGUCCCAGUGAACGCUUUGAAAAGCAGGGUCCCAGUGAACGCUUUGAAAAGCAGGGUCCCAGUGAACGCUUUGAAAAGCAGGGCCCCAGUGAACGCUUUGAAAAGCAGGCUCCUGGUAAUCGCUUUGAAAAGCAGGCUCCCGGUAAUCGCUUUGAAAAGCAGGCUCCCGGUAAUCGCUUCGAAAAGCAGGCUCCCGGUAAUCGCUUCGAAAAGCAGGCUCCCGGUAAUCGCUUCGAAAAGCAGGCUCCCGGUAAUCGCUUUGAAAAGCAAGCUCCCAGUAAUCGCUUUGAAAAGCAGGCUCCUGGUAAUCUUGCUGAGAAACAGGGUCCCGGUAAUCUUGCUGAGAAACAGGGUCCCAGUAACCUCGCUGAGAAGCAGGGCCCAGGUAAUCUCGUUGAGAAGCAGGGCCCCGGUAAUCUCGUUGAGAAGCAGGGUCCCGGUAAUCUUGUUGAGAAGCAGGGUCUUGGUAAUCGUGUUGAGAAACAGGGGCUUGUUAAUCGGAUUGAGAUGCAGGCCCCCAGUAAUCGCCCUGAGAAGGAGAGUCCGAGCAAUCGAGUUGAGGAGACGGUUCCCAGCAGUCACCUUGGGAAGGAGGGUCCCGGCAGUCACCUUGGGAAGGAGGGUCCCGGCAGUCACCUUGGGAAGGAGGGUCCCGGCAGUCACCUUGGGAAGGAGGGUCCCGGCAGUCACCUUGGGAAGGAAGUUCCCGGCAGCCGCCUUGGGAAGGAGGGACCCGGCAGCGGCCUUGAGAAGGAGGGUCCCGGCAGCAGCCUUGGGAAGGAGAGCCCUGGCAAUCACCUUGAGAAAGAGGGCCCGGGUAAUCGCGUUGAGACACAAGGUCCAGGUAAUCGUGUUGAAAUGCAGGGUCCGGGUAAUCGUGUUGAGAAGCAGAAUCUGGGUAAUCGCAUUGAGAAGCAGGGUCCCAGCAAUCACCUUGGGGAGCAGGGUCUCAGUAAUCGCCUUGAUAAACAGGGUUCAGGCAAUCUCCUUAAAAACCAGGGUCACACUAGUUGCUUUGAGAUGCAGGGUCCGGGCAACAAUAUUAAGGGCCAGGGCCCCAGUAAUGCCGUUGAAGGGCAGGGUCCAGGCACUCGCUUCGAGAAGCAGGGCCCCAGUAAUCGUGUUGAAGCUCAGGGUCCAGCUAAUCGCAUUGAAGGCCAGCGUCCAGGCACUCGCUUUGAGAAGCAGGGUACAGGUAAUUGCAUUGAGGGCCAGAGCCCAGUCAUUCAAUUCGAGAAGCAGGGUACCGGUAAUCGUAUUGGGCCACAGGGUUCAGUUAAUCACUUUGAGAAGCAGGGUCCGAGUAAUCGUGUUGAGGCCCAGGGUGAUCUCAUUGAACUGCAGGGUACAGGCAAUCACAUUGUAUUACAAAGUCCGGGCAAUCGCUUUGCGAGUCAGGGUCCUGGUAGUUGCUUUGAAACUCGAGGUCCAGGGAGUCGCAAUGAGGACCAGAUUCCUGGCAAUCGGUCUGAGCAGCAGGGUCCCAGUAAUCACUUUGAGAAAAAGGGUCCUGAAAAUCGAUUUGAGAAGCAGGAUCCAGGGGUCAACUACUUUGAAGGCCAGGGACUUGGGGAUAAUCGCUUUGAGGGCCCAGGAGGCAAUCGCAUUGAGGGCCCAGGAGGCAAUCGCUUUGAAGGCCCGGGGGGCAAUCGCUUUGAGGGCCCGGGGGGCAAUCGCUUUGAGGGCCCGGGGGGCGGUCGCUUUGAGGGCCCGGGGGGCAGUCGCUUUGAGGGCCCGGGGGGCAGUCGCUUUGAGGGCCCGGGGGGCAAUCGCUUUGAGGGCCCUGGGGGCAAUCGCUUUGAGGGCCCGGGGGGCAAUCGCUUUGAGGGCCCUGGGGACGGUCGCUUUGAGGGCCCCGGGGGCGGUCGCUUUGAGGGCCCGGGGGGCAGUCGCUUUGAGGGCCCGGGAGGCAGUCGCUUUGAGGGCCCAGGGGGCGGUCGCUUUGAGGGCCCCGGGGGCGGUCGCUUUGAGGGCCCCGGGGGCGGUCGCUUUGAGGGCCCCGGGGGCGGUCGCUUUGAGGGCCCCGGGGGCAGUCGCUUUGAGGGCCCGGGGGGCAAUCGCUUUGAGGGCCCCGGGGGCACUCGGGAGGGCCAGGCAGGUAACCGCUUCGAGGGCCAGGCAGGUAACCGCUUCGAGGGCCCAGGGGGUAACCGCUUCGAGGGCCCAGGGGGUAACCGCUUCGAGGGCCCAGGGGGUAACCGCUUCGAGGGCCCAGGGGGUAACCGCUUCGAGGGCCCAGGGGGUAACCGCUUCGAGGGCCCAGGGGGUAACCGCUUCGAGGGCCCAGGGGGUAACCGCUUCGAGGGCCCAGGGGGUAACCGCUUCGAGGGCCCAGGGGGUAACCGCUUCGAGGGCCCAGGGGGUAACCGCUUCGAGGGCCCAGGGGGUAACCGCUUCGAGGGCCCAGGGGGUAACCGCUUCGAGGGCCCCGGAGGUAACCGCUUCGAGGGCCCAGGGGGUAACCGCUUCGAGGGCCCAGGGGGUAACCGCUUCGAGGGCCCAGGGGGUAACCGCUUCGAGGGCCCAGGGGGUAACCGCUUCGAGGGCCCAGGGGGUAACCGCUUCGAGGGCCCAGGGGGUAACCGCUUCGAGGGCCCAGGGGGUAGCCACUUCGAGGGCCCAGGAGGUAGCCGCUUCGAGGCCCAGGGCCCAGGCAGUCGCUUCGAGGACCAGGGCCGGGGGGCUCGCUUCGAAGGCCAGGGUCGGGGUGGUCGCUUCGAAGGCCAGGGUCGGGGUGGUCGCUUCGAAGGCCAGGGUCCGGGUAGUCGCUUCGACGGCCGGGGUCCAGGGAAUCGCUUUGAGGGCCGGGGUCCAGGGGCUCGCUUUGAGGGCCAAGGUCGGGGAGGACGCUUUGAGGGCCAGGGUCCAGCCCAGCAUGCUGCUGGUCCUGGGCAACGCUUUGAUGGUUGUGGUCCAGGGUAUCGUUUUGAGGGCCAGGGUUCAGGCCAGUCCUUUGACGAUCCUGGUGCAUGUCAGUGGUUUGAGCACCCGGGUCAGGGGCAGCAUUUUGAUGGGCAAUCUUAUGGUCAGCGCUUUGAAGGCCAGGGACUGAGGCAGCGCUUUGAAGGCCAUGGUCCUGGGCAGCGCCUUGAAGGCCAUGGUCCUGGGCAGCGCCUUGAAGGCCAUGGUCCUGGGCAGCGCCUUGAAGGCCAUGGACAGGGGCAGCGCCUUGAAGGCCAGGGACCGGGGCAGCACCUUGAAGGCCAGGGACCGGGGCAGCGCCUUGAAGGCCAGGGACCGGGGCAGCGCCUUGAAGGCCAGGGUCCCAGGCAGCGCCUUGAAGGCCAGGGUCCCGGGCAGCGCCUUGAAGGCCAGGGUCCCGGGCAGCGCUUUGAAGGUGGAAGAUUUCAAGGUUCAAGGUUUGAUGGCCCAAAGGGACCAAGGUUAACUGGGCCACGUGGGCUUUGCCCCACUGGACCUUCUGUACCCAGUCCAAGACCCAAAGGCCUUCAAGUUACAGCUGGACAAUCUGGGCAAGGUUUGAAAGGACCCCAGUCUUCUCACCCACCUUUGGAACAAGUUGAGGCGCAGAUAAAACUAGUUGGAGACAAGAAAGCUGAGAUGACAGCUGUAGGCAAAGAUGUAAAACAAAACACAGAUCUGGUAUCACUGGCUUCAGUGGAACAAAUAAAUGAAAAAAACCCAGCCAAUGCAGCCUUGGCUGCUGCAGGUUAUAAAAGUUCAGAUUCAACUGCAAAUAAAGAUUUAUUGAAAAAAAAUGUUGAUUUAUCUAAAUCACAUGAAAUUCAGAAGAAAAUGGACAGUUCUGAGGCAACAAUUCCUUUGGUAACAGUUGCUCAGGAUCAAAAAGAUCCAGUUGUGCAAAGUCUAUCCAAUUCAUCAGCUACCACAAAGGCUAUAUCUGAGAAAUCUGAGCUAAAAACUGCUGAAGCAGACAAAAGGUUUGCAUCUACACCAUUGCAUCCAAACAAUGACCAAGGGAAGGGACCAGAGCCUAGGCCACACAUUGGCAAAGACUACCCCUCUAUGCGCAAGAAUGAUAUUGACAGUAAUAGAGAUGGCCCAGAGAUAAGACCACUGCUACAUCACAGGAUGGAAAUGCAGGGACAUUGGCAUCAGGAGGAAGAAAGACCUUUGGAUCAUUUCUCUGGACCAAGAGGAGGUCCAGCUUAUGAAAGAGAGAGAGCUAUGUCUUGGGAAAGGGGAAAUUGGACGGGCAAUAGCCCAGACUUUUGGGAUGAAAGAGAUCAAUUUAGAAGAGAGGAACGCUCACUUCUUCGGCGACCACCUCUGCCUCAUGAAAUUUUAGACAGAAGGGAGAUCCGAGCUCCACCUCAAAUUGAAGUUUUUGACCGAGGCUUUGACAGAGAAUUUGACAGGAGUGGAAGGUCUCGUGAACAUGGAUUUAACAGAGACAAUGAACAUGAUAGAGAAUACUUCCACAGACAACGAGAAGAAUGGGACCUACAUGGUUGUGGAAGGGACUUUUCUCCUUUACGUCCACGACCUGAUAGAUGGAGAGAAGAGCCAUGGAGGGAUGAACCGGAACGGGGUUACCAUCAUGAGCAAGAACGGGAGUUGUGGAGUCAGGACUAUCCAGAAAGGCCAGACUGGAAGAGAGAUGAACGUGAUUAUCCUCCAGAAAGGCUUGGAUGGCAGAGAGAACAGAUAGAUGAAAGAAGAUAUCCAGAUACAGACAACAGACGGUUACCCUUUGACAGUUUGCGUGAGAUGCCACCACAGACAGGUCCUGUUCGAGCGCCUGUCCUAGCUGAAGAGCCACCAGUGCCUUUCUCUGAAAAACCUCUGGCAGACCAACCACCUGGUGGACAAAAUAUAGUCGCAUUGUCUGAACGAGAACAUGAAAUCAUCUUGAAGGCAGCGCAGGAACUGAAAUUAUUACGCGAGCUGCAGGAGAUUGAGAGAGUACCUCUUUUACCUAGCAAAACAGAUUCAGCAGGAAUUCCUCCUGUAAUUCAAGAUUAUCAGAAUGCUAAAACUGGUCAAGACUUUUACAAGGAUAUGGCAAGCACCGAGAAUUCCAUACUUGGUCCAGUCCCAUCUGAAACUCCCAUUCAGUCAGAGCGUUGGGACACAGAUACAUUCCACGGUUUAUGGGAUUCUGGAACUGAACCCAAGAAUCCUGAUUCCAAUUAUGGUUACAGUGAGCCUUCACCAGUCUCUACCACUUCCCUUAACAAACCACCACCGAUUCAGAAAACUGUUGAUUAUGGGCACGGACGUGACGUGGGAGGUGGAAGGAUUGAACAGAUCCCUUAUGGUGAGCGAGUUUCUCUUGGUCCUGAGCCAGUACGAGAACGGAUGUAUGAUAAAGAUUCUCUAGGUCCUCGAGAUCGUUAUGGAGACAGAGAUCCAUUUCUGGAACGAAGAGAUCCAUUUUUGGACCGCAGAGACUAUGAUAGAGACCGUGAUCUAUAUAGGGACAGAUCGAUGGGUGAUUUCGAGAGGGAAGGAUUUGAGCGUGAACGAUUUGGGCGUGAGGACAGAAUGUCUCACGGUCCGUCUGGCCGUUCAAGUGGAUAUCAUAAUUAUCAGGACAGUAAAGAUCAUUUCAACCGAGGGGGCUUUGACAGGCCACAGUUUGAUCGCUUAUCUGAUCGACCACCAUUUGAUCACCCACCUAGUGGUUUUGCAGGCGAAAGACGCGGAUAUUCUGAUGAGAGGAUACCUGCAUCAGCCCCUCACCCAUCACAUCCUCCUCCACGUGUUGAAAAGAAGCCAGAGAGUAAAAAUGUUGAUGAUAUCCUGAAAAUGCCUGGCAGGCAAAGCCGACCUGAUAGGAUUGUAGUUAUUAUGCGCGGACUCCCUGGCAGUGGAAAGACGCAUGUUGCUAAACUUAUUCGUGAUAAGGAGGUGGAGUAUGGAGGAGCUGCACCACGGGUUCUCAGCCUGGAUGAUUACUUCAUGACUGAGGUAGAAAAAGUAGUGAAGGACCCAGACAGUGGCAAGCGAGUCAAAAAGAAGGUCUUAGAGUAUGAAUAUGAGCCAGAAAUGGAGGACACAUACAGAAGCAGCAUGUUCAAAACAUUCCGGAAAACACUAGACGAUGGGUUUUUCCCCUUCAUCAUUGUCGAUGCCAUCAACAACAGAGUCAAGCAUUUUGAGCAGUUAUGGAGUGCAGCCAAAACUAAAGGCUUUGAGGUUUAUAUUGCAGAAAUGAGUGCAGAUAAUCAGACCUGUGCCAAGAGGAACAUUCAUGGACGUAAACUGAAGGAAAUCAACAAGAUGGCUGAACAUUGGGAUUCAACUCCCCGCCACAUGUUACGUUUAGACAUCAGAUCGCUACUCCAGGAUGCUGCUAUUGAAGAAGUUGAAAUGGAGGAUUUUGAUCCAAACAUUGAGCAGCAGCCGCAACAAGAAGAAGAACAACAACAAGACGAAUCUAAGAAAGACGCCACUGAUGAAGAGGAAUGUGAGACGGGUUUCGUGACAAAAAGCAAAUGGGAAAUGGAUACAUCGGAAGAGAGCUUAGACAAGCUGGACGGAUUGAGAAGCAGCAACAAACGGAAGCGAGGCUGGCAUGACAGCAUUGCGCAUCGGUUGGAGGAUUACCUUCAGCUUCCUGAUGACUAUAAUUCUCGUUCUUCAGAACCUGGAAAGAAACGGGUGAGAUGGGCAGACUUGGAAGAGGAGAAGGAUGCUGAGCGCAAACGAGCCAUAGGAUUUGUGGUUGGACAAACAGACUGGGAGAAAAUAACAGAUGAAAAGGGUGAAUUAGCCCAGAGAGCAUUGAACCGCACUAAAUAUUUCUAAGGAAAAUAAAUUGAACUGUUUUUUACAAUGAGGCUCCACAAUAAUGGUGGAGAAGGCUGGGAAAAGAUCUUUCGUAGAGGUUGGGCAGACAAGGAAUUUCACAAGUCGUUUUGAGUUUUUUGUUUUAUUUUAUUGUUACACUGUACGAGCACUAGACUAUAGGUGGUUGACUUCUCUUAUUAGCAGCCUGUGAGAAUAUUUUUUAACAAGUUAAUCGAUAGUGUUAUCAGAAACUAAGUUGAAACCACAUUAAUUGUAAGCCAGUGUGUCCUGAGCCUGCUGUCAUGGCUUUGCUUCAUCAGCUCGUUUUUUUUUAUUAUAUACUGUAUUGAUGUAUUGUUCCUUUUUCUGUCAUGCCAGCUGUAAUUUUAAGGAGCAAUAAAGUUAACUUGAAACCA